Owenia fusiformis is the source of this 687-nucleotide messenger RNA. The record is from the annotation of a GenBank genome assembly. Lineage: Eukaryota; Metazoa; Annelida; Polychaeta; Sabellida; Oweniidae.
GGUUUUUUAAACUUUCUUUAACACAUUUUCAUAUAAAACUUUUAAAAGGCUCAACAGAGAUCCAGAAUGACUUCUGAUAAUAGAUGGAGCAAUUACAAAACAGAAUACAAUCCUGACUCAAGUGACAUCUACACAGACUUUAAAGCAAUAAGCCCUGAGAAUUCCUCAACCUCUAUGCCUCUACCCUCUACUCCCAGACAUGAGAGGUACAUUGACAAUGACUAUUCUGAGAAAACCAGAGAACCUGAACGAAGGGUUUCAAGCUGUGCUCUGGCUAUACGAGGCAUAGUAGGGGUCAUUCUUACAUUUGGGGGAGGAUUUUUAGGAGGAUAUGUUAUAGGGAUGAGCGCCCAUUCAACUUGUUUAACAACCACAACCUCUACAAAUACAACGACUAUUUUAAACAAUACAACAACCCCUGCAACAACCACAUCAGCCUCUGUAACAAUCACAUCAGCCUCUGUAACAAUCACAUCAGCCUCUGUAACAAUCACAACUCCUAUGACAACAACAAUGCAAACAGUUUUAACUGGUGGACUAGAAGCAAGAAUAGGUUCUGGAGCAGUUGGUCUGCAUGGGGACAAUGCAGCGUGACUUGUGGAGAGGGGGUACAGAGAAGAACACGUGUUUGCCAGAAAUCUUCCCCAACUGAUGUUGACUGUGAUGGUCCAGAGGAGGUCACUAGAG